Actinia tenebrosa (Australian red waratah sea anemone) is the source of this 918-nucleotide messenger RNA. RefSeq names its product E3 ubiquitin-protein ligase CCNB1IP1-like. Gene Ontology annotation, molecular function: ubiquitin protein ligase activity. The record is from RefSeq and is a predicted model, not a curated record. Lineage: Eukaryota; Metazoa; Cnidaria; Anthozoa; Actiniaria; Actiniidae. Gene Ontology annotation, cellular component: synaptonemal complex. Gene Ontology annotation, biological process: reciprocal meiotic recombination.
UUAAGAAUGGCAGCCGGAGACGACCUAUUGUGUAAUUUCAGAAAAUGUAGGAAAAGGGUGAAUACAUUUGGAUGGGUUACUUCAUGUUCACAUAUAUUUUGUGAUGAAGAUGGAACUAGAGAAUUUCAAAAAGGAUACUCUUGUCCAGCCUGCGAAGCGAAUCUUUCAGGAAAAUACGACGUGGUUCGYGUGGAAUUGCAACCACCAGAACAAUACAAAUCAAUGAUACUUGCUGGUCAUCGCCCAGAGAUUAUCAUGGAAAUAGCAACUCGUGCACUAUCCUUUUGGACAUACCAGAUAUUUCAAGAGCGAACCUACCAGGAGUAUGUUGCAAACAAUUCAAAAGAAAAGRCGUCGCAAAUGGAGAAAUUUUAUGAACAAACAAUCACGAAAGCACAGACAGAGAUUUCGUCUUUGAAGAACCAAAUAUCUGCCAAGUCCAAGGAGCUUGAAGAAACCAAAGCACGCUUUAAUGAAAUCUCGGAAAAGCUGGUAGACAAGAACAGACAGUAUUUAAAACUCCAGGGAAUGUAUGACACAUUAAGAAGGAAAUCUAUCACUCCAAAACUAAUGGUGGAAAGCGAAGAUAGAAGAACACUGGACUCCAGGACUUCCCAGAUCCGUAACGCUUUCCAGUUCCCUCUAGACACCGGAGCAGAUUUGCUCCGAAGAAAUGAGACGAUGCCCGACGAUAAUCCCAURAGAAUCGCUCUUCAAGCGGAACGUGAUUUUGUCCUCCAGCCUUCAAUGCCCAAAGAACAGCAAGAAACACUCAUAGGUACCCCUUCUCGAUCUCUGACCAACCAAGUACAAAGCCGCUUUACUCUAGACUUUGUGGGCACCCCCACAUCAAGACGCCUUUACCAAAACAAAUAACAAAAAAUAAACUGACGUGUCAACGUUAGCGAGCCAUGUAAA